This is a messenger RNA of Telopea speciosissima, 1761 nucleotides long. Its product is annotated as 3-ketoacyl-CoA synthase 11-like. Lineage: Eukaryota; Viridiplantae; Streptophyta; Magnoliopsida; Proteales; Proteaceae. Gene Ontology annotation, molecular function: acyltransferase activity, transferring groups other than amino-acyl groups. Gene Ontology annotation, biological process: fatty acid biosynthetic process. The record is from RefSeq and is a predicted model, not a curated record. Gene Ontology annotation, cellular component: membrane. The transcript has a single exon. The coding region runs from base 74 to 1612 and encodes 512 amino acids.
GGAAAGGAAAGGAACCUUUUCAAUUAUUUGCUCUGUUUCCUACAUUGGUUUCUUUUUAUAGAUCUCCAACAAAAUGACAGAACCAACAGCACGAAAACCUUUGAUACCACUACCAUUAUCUUCUCGAAAGCUUCCUGACUUCAAACAGUCCAUUAAACUGAAGUAUGUAAAGCUUGGGUACCAUUACCUCAUCACCCAUGGAAUGUUCCUCUUCUUAUCCCCUCUUGUGGUUCUCAUAGCAGCUCAGCUCUCCACAUUCUCAGUUCAAGACCUCCUUGAUCUCUGGAACCAUCUUCAAUUCAACCUCGUUUCUGUGAUCCUCUGCUCCACUCUUCUUGUUUUCCUCUCUACUCUCUACUUCCUCACCCGACCUCGACCUGUUUAUCUCGUGAAUUUCUCUUGUUACAAGCCAGAAGAUGCUCGGAAAUGCUCAAGGCAGAUCUUUAUGGAGUGUUCAGUGUCAACAGGGACGUUUACUGAGGAGAACCUUGAGUUUCAACGAAAGAUACUUGAAAGAUCAGGUCUUGGUGAAUCAACCUACCUACCUGAAGCUGUUAUCAGAGUUCCCCCAAACCCAUGCAUGGCUGAGGCUAGAAAAGAAGCAGAGAUGGUGAUGUUUGGUGCGCUGGAUGAGCUCUUCGCCAAGACUAAUCUGAAGCCCAAAGAUAUUGGUAUCUUGAUUGUCAAUUGUAGCUUAUUUAAUCCAACUCCUUCUCUUUCUGCCAUGGUGAUCAACCAUUACAAGCUCAGAGGGAACAUAAUUAGCUACAAUCUUGGUGGGAUGGGUUGCAGUGCUGGUUUGAUAUCUAUCGACCUUGCAAAACAUCUUCUUCAAGUCCACCCCAACUCGUAUGCUUUGGUAAUCAGCAUGGAGAACAUCACAUUAAACUGGUACUUUGGGAAUGAUCGAUCAAUGCUUGUUUCGAAUUGCUUGUUCCGAAUGGGAGGGGCUGCAAUCUUGCUCUCAAACAAGAGAUCUGAUAGAAGAAGAUCCAAAUACCAAUUGGUCCAUACAGUCCGAACUCACAAAGGUGCUGAUGACAAGUGCUUCUCCUGUGUUACCCAGGAAGAGGAUUCAACAGGGAGAAUUGGAGUUUCUCUAUCAAAGGAUCUCAUGGCAGUUGCAGGGGAUGCUCUGAAGACCAACAUCACCACACUGGGUCCUCUUGUUCUGCCAAUGUCUGAACAGUUGCUUUUCUUUGCUACAUUGGUUGGGAGGAAGCUUCUCAAGAUAAAGAUCAAACCUUACAUUCCAGACUUCAAAUUGGCCUUUGAGCAUUUCUGCAUCCAUGCAGGAGGAAGAGCUGUAUUGGAUGAAUUGGAGAAGAACUUGCAGCUCUCAGAUUGGCAUAUGGAGCCAUCUAGGAUGACUCUAUACCGAUUUGGUAACACCUCUAGCAGUUCUCUUUGGUAUGAAUUGGCCUAUUCAGAGUCCAAGGGAAGGAUUAAGAGAGGAGAUAGAACAUGGCAGAUAGCUUUCGGUUCUGGGUUCAAGUGUAACAGUGCAGUGUGGAAGGCUCUGAGGACAAUAAACCCGGCAAAGGAGAAGAACCCAUGGAUGGAUGAGAUUGAUCAGUUCCCUGUGAUUGUUCCAAAGGUUGCUCGUGUCUAGAUUGCCAAUUGGUUUUUCCCCAAUCAAUUGUUGUGGUACUGUUGUGGAUGUUUCAGUGGUGAAUUCCCUUUUGUGUUUUUUAGUCUGUUCUUGGUUGUGUACUAUUUAGGUAGCUUUAGUUAUAGAUGAAAGAGAGGUUAAUUCAGUUG